Molecule: messenger RNA, 978 nt
Organism: Bufo bufo (common toad)
Lineage: Eukaryota; Metazoa; Chordata; Amphibia; Anura; Bufonidae
Gene: MC5R
Product: melanocortin 5 receptor
Exons: 1
Coding region: 1-978 (325 amino acids)
Biological process (GO): G protein-coupled receptor signaling pathway
Cellular component (GO): membrane
Molecular function (GO): melanocortin receptor activity
Source: RefSeq, a predicted model, not a curated record
AUGAACUCAUCAUUGCAUCCACGUAUACUGGAACUUAACAUAAGCAACCUGGAUGGUAACAAUACAGUGGCAACAGGCAAGACUAAAUUGUCAUCAUGCGAUCAAGUGGUGAUAGCUGCUGAGGUAUUUCUGACCCUUGGCAUUGUAAGUCUACUUGAGAACAUCCUAGUCAUCUCUGCUAUAAUUAAGAACAAGAAUCUGCAUUCACCUAUGUAUUUCUUUGUGUGUAGCUUAGCAGUAGCUGACAUGUUAGUUAGUGUGUCUAAUGCAUGGGAGACAAUCGCCAUAAAUCUUAUUAACAAUAAACAUCUAGUCAUGGAAGAUGCCUUUGUACGUCAUAUUGACAAUGUUUUCGACUCCAUGAUCUGUAUUUCAGUGGUGGCUUCAAUGUGUAGCUUGCUUGCCAUAGCAGUGGAUCGGUAUAUCACGAUCUUCUAUGCUUUACGGUACCAUAACAUCAUGACUGUGAAGAGGGCUGGAGCCAUCAUUGCUUGUAUUUGGACAUUCUGUACAGGAUGUGGUAUUAUCUUUAUCCUCUAUUAUGAAUCAACUUAUGUCAUUAUAUGUCUUAUUACCAUGUUUUUCACCAUGCUUUUCCUCAUGGUCUCUUUAUACAUCCAUAUGUUCCUGCUGGCGCGCACUCAUGUUAAGAGGAUAGCUGCCUUACCAGGCUAUAAUUCUGUCCACCAGAGAACAAGUAUGAAAGGAGCCAUUACUCUAACCAUAUUGAUAGGUAUAUUUAUUGUAUGCUGGGCACCAUUCUUUCUCCACCUCAUUCUCAUGAUUUCCUGCCCACAGAACCUUUACUGUGUCUGUUUUAUGUCUCAUUUUAAUAUGUAUCUUAUUCUGAUAAUGUGCAAUUCUGUCAUCGAUCCUCUGAUAUAUGCAUUCCGCAGUCAGGAAAUGAGAAAGACAUUCAAGGAGAUCAUUUGUUGUUGCAGUCUGCGAAUGACCUGUGAACUGCCUAGCAAAUAUUAA